AUGAAUUUCUGGUUCCCUGCGGUGGUCAUUUUGGCCGCGAUUGUGGCCUACCUUUGUGUGACCCCUGGACCGAGGAUUUUCGAACAGGACAUCAUUCUUAAUCAACAGGCCAUGCGAUGCUUUCAAUAUGUCACCAAUUUUAGUCGCUAUCCCUCGUGGUUGGACUCAGUCAAGGCUGUCACCUCCGAUGUCGAUCCAUCCAGCGCCAUGGUUGGGACGGAAUUCGAACUUCUUUUCUCAAAAAAUUAUGUUGAAAACAAUAAAAUGAAGGCCGAAGUUCUGGAAAUUGUGGAGGGAAUGCGCUUCGCUAUUGGCUUUAACGAUCUCAUGCAAACGGUGGUGAAUUUUACUGUCAAGAGCUUGCCCAAAGGCUCCUGCAGAAUCACCGUUACAAUGACCUCGAGGAAGAACAAUUUUCUUUCAAACAACUUUAUCAUACCCACAGUACGAAUGUCCUUCUACAACUGGAUGUUAAAAUCCCUGCUCAAAUUGAAGGCGUCGGCGCACUGA
Molecule: messenger RNA, 510 nt
Organism: Hydatigera taeniaeformis
Lineage: Eukaryota; Metazoa; Platyhelminthes; Cestoda; Cyclophyllidea; Taeniidae
Source: the annotation of a GenBank genome assembly